Messenger RNA from Brassica napus (rape), 363 nucleotides. RefSeq lists its product as uncharacterized. The transcript has a single exon. The record is from RefSeq and is a predicted model, not a curated record. NCBI's taxonomy places the organism in Eukaryota, Viridiplantae, Streptophyta, Magnoliopsida, Brassicales, Brassicaceae. The coding region runs from base 1 to 363 and encodes 120 amino acids.
AUGGGUGAAGCAAAGGUUUUAGUUGAGAUAGAGCUGGAUAGAGACUUUCCAAAGCUUAUUGCCCUGGAUGAUAAACAAGGUAACAUCUUUCUUGUUAAUGUUGAGUAUACAUGGAUUCCAUCUAUGUGUGAGAGGUGUGGUAAUCUAGGGCACAAAGUGAAGAGAUGUUUCCUACCUUCUACAACUGCUCAGGUCGCUGCCCCUUCUAUAGACACAUGUUCUGAGGUCCCUGUAGUGGAUAUUGAUAUCCUUCAGCAAAAGGAUAAUGUUGACUCAUCUUCAGCAGCAAUCCAUCAAAAAGAAAUACAUCCCAAUGCAAAGCUCUCUCUUCCAACUCCAGAUUGUAGUGCCCCUGAGCCUUAG